AUGAUUGAGUAAGAGGAUGAUAAAUGUCAUCAAAUAGUAAAUGAAAAAGUGGAAUAAAAGAAUCCAACCCCAGAUCAAUAGGAAAUUGAAGACAAAGGAUCUGUCAAUGUAUCUAUCAAUGAGGACAUAAGUCCAGCCAUGCUGAAAUUAAAAUCGAGUUUAAGUCCAAGUCCUGGUAGAUACCGCUCUGGUAAAAUACUUGAUUUUUUAGAAAAGAAAUUAAGUCAUGCCAAAUUGAGUCAAAAAGAAUUACAUAAUGGAUACAGCAAAGAAUACAGUAGAAAAUAUAAUACCAAUCAACCAUUAUAAAUUAGUGUAGAUUUUGGAGAACAAGAAGAUGUCUCACUUAAAAACAAAAUUGAACUAGAAAUCAACAAUCAUAACUUCUUUAAAUAAACUAAAUUCAUAUCUUGA
Messenger RNA from Paramecium tetraurelia, 414 nucleotides. RefSeq lists its product as uncharacterized. The transcript is spliced from 3 exons. The record is from RefSeq and is a predicted model, not a curated record. NCBI's taxonomy places the organism in Eukaryota, Ciliophora, Oligohymenophorea, Peniculida, Parameciidae.